UUUAAUUCAUUGAGCUCAAAGCUUAGCAGCUUCAAUGUUGUUGUUAGGCAUAAACAGCUUGCAAAUUUCAAUUUUUUUUCUCUCCUCACUUUUGAACUAGAUUUGGGCAAUGGAGGUGAUGACAGCAUUUUAGAAGACAGAACAGGAAUUCUAGGUGUUUAGGCAUGUUGAAGAGAAACUUGCUAGAGGUGAUGAAGUGGAAAGAAAGAGACGACUCACUAUAGGGAUGAACAUUAUUGCAGUUCUGCAAAGGAUAUUUUCUUUUAAAACAUCCAUAUCUCUUUUUUGCCAUGGAAACUACACCCAAUCUACCUGAACCUGCGGCACCCCUCUGAUGACCCAUUUGGAUUCUCUGAUUUCACUGCCAAAAUUCUCAGUUCUCCAAAGUACUUACUAUUCAAGUUGAAUAAACCAGUUCUACAGACUGCUUCUUCUGUGCAUUUCCCAAUGAUGCUAACUGCCCUUAAAAUUCUUUCAGAUUUGGAACUCUAUCUGUAUGGAAACAACAGAGUUUUCUUGAAGUACAACUAAGGACAGGACACCACUAGGCACUAACAUCGCUGACUUGCAUGAUUAUGGAGAUGGUCUAUCUGAUGCUGAAAAUGUCUCUAGUUUUUUGACAACGGCUAAAUAACCAUGGGAUCAAGUGGCCUUGGGAAAGCAGCAACAUUAGAUGAACUACUGCGCACUUGCAUUGAGAUGUUUGAUGACAAUGGAGAGCUGGAUAAUAGUUACUUGCCAAGAAUAGUUCUACUGAUGCACCGAUGGUAUUUAUCUUCCACUGAAUUGGCAGAAAAACUUCUCUGCAUAUAUCUUUUCAACUACUGUGUAAUUUUUACAAUCAUAAAUCAAGCUCUGUAUUUAGAUAGAGUGUCUAUCCAAAGCCAGUAAAUUAAGAUGAAUAAACAGUCUUUGGUUAUCCAGCUGUUUUGUGAAUAUAUGUAGAUGUCUAGACGAAAUACAUCUGGAUGAUAGACCAGAUAGUUGACUCUCCAUCUGGAUGUUUUGGCUGUACUUGAAAAUAAUCACUAAGAUGUAAAAUGAAGCAGGAACUGUAGGCUGGAUGUUUCUAACUUGUCUUAAACAUUUCUGUUAUUAGAACAAUGAGAGAAUAUUUAACAAUGAUUCAAGACCAAAUUUGUUUCUUCUGGGAUGACAAAAUGGUGGGCACAGAGGAUGCAGCUUAAUCAUAUGGAAAUACAGCCAAAAUAAUAUGCUCUCACUUGAGCACAAACAUCAAUUUAGUUUUCACAUCUCCCCUUGCUGCCAAGACACAAUGAACAUUCUAGCAGACUUAUUAUAAUUUGUUGACUGAUACUAAUUUUAGAUUUUCUUCUGAAAUGAAAACAGAAAAAUCCCACAUGGUUAGAAACACCAUUCCAUAAUGAAGGCUUUUAGCAGUCUACCAGUUCUCUACAUAAUGCAGUCCAGAAAAGUGGUUGAAAGCCAAAUGCCUGAAAAUGCAGUCUCCCAUUUGUAAAAGGUUCUAUUCUCUGAGAGCCAAUGCUUAUUAUACAAUCUCUAAUGUCCGUGCCUGCAGUUCUGCCUUCUUCAAGCCCAUGAGGCUCUGGAGAUGAGUGAGAACCCCUACAGGGAGGGGGAGCCUUAGAGAGAGAGGCGCAGCCUUAGAGGGAGAGGCACCAUCGAGUGUUAUUAGGGCCUGCCAAGGCCUCUGGAGCCAGUAGGGUGUCCGCCUGUUCAGUUCAGGCUUCCUCCACUUUCUACUUCUGCUCUUCAUCCUCCUCACAACCUCAGAGCAGAAAAAGAUAUUAGAGAGUCUAUAAGGUCCGUGGAAGUGAGCAAGAUCCUAGCUCCCAGUGGUCCAAGGGUCAUAUGAGUCCACUGUUGAAGUUUAGAACAUAGGUAAGGAUGGAAGGCAUUGACUCAGUCUGGCCAUAUUCCUGACAAUCUAGACAUUGUCCAAAGAAUGUACCCACCAACAGCAUUCUCACCCUUAGCAUGGCCACCAAUGCAUGAGACACAAAUAAAAAGGGAUAUUUAGGCAUAGUAACGUUUAAUGUGGAAAGUUGAAGACUGCCUGUGAAUCGACAUUUCUAUAAACUUUCCUCCCUUUGGAUUCCUUGAUCAUGCUAUAUCCACAGUGCCUGGCAUAUACACAAGCUCAAUAAAUAUUUAUUAAAAAGAAUAUGAAUAAAUACAAGUAAAUAAUACAACUUAAGUAUUAAUACACCUGAAAAUGACAUUUUCAAAUAUUAAAGAAGAAAUUAGAGUACCCAUACAGUUACACAUAGCAUAACGAUGGGGAUACAUUCUGAGAAAUUCAUCAUUCGAUGAUUUCAUUAUUGUGCAAACAUCAUGGAGUGUACUCACACAAACCUAGAUGCUGUAGCCUACUACACAUCUAGGCUAUAUGAUACAGCCUAUUGGUCCUGGACUACAAACCUGUACAGCAUGUUGCUGUACUGAAUUCUAUAGGCAAUUGUAACACAAUGGUGGGUAUUUGUGUAUCUAAACAUAGAAAAGGUGCAGUAAAAAUAUGGUAUAAAAGAUAAAAAGUGGUACACCUGUAUAGGAUGCUUAUCAUGAAUGGAGCUUGCAAGACUGGAAGCCGCUCAGGGUGAGUCAGUGAGUGAGUGGAGAGUGAUGUGAAGGCCUAGGACAUUAAUGUACAAUAUUGUAGACUUUAUAGAUACUAUACACUUAGGCUACACCAAAUUAUAAAAAUAUUUUCCUUUCUUCAAUAAUAAAUUAACCUUAGCUUACUGUAACUUUUAUACUUUAUAAACCUUUAAAAACUUUUUAAUCCUUUUGUAAUAACAUCUUAAAACACAAAUAUAUUGUACUGCUGUAAAAAAUAUUUUGUUUCUUAAUAUCUUUAUUCUACAAACUUACUCUAUUUAAAUUUUUUUUUACUUUUUAAACUUUUUUUGUUAAAAGCAAAGACACAAACACACGCAUUAGCCUAGGUUUAGGUUUACACAGACUCAGGAUCAUCAAUAUCACUGUCUUCCACCUCUACCUCUUGUUCCAUUGGAAGGUCUGCAGGGGCAGUAACAGGCAUGGAGCUGUCGUCUCCUAUGAUAACAAUCCCUUCUUCUGGAAUAGUUCCUGAAGAAACUGCUGAGGCUGUUUUACAGUUAACUUUUUAAUUUAUUUUUACAUAAGUAAAAGGAGUACUCCAAAAUUACAACAAAAAAUAGUAUAGUAAAUACAUAAACCAGUAACAGUCAUUUAUUCUCAUUAUAAAGUAUCAUAUACUGUACAUAACUGUAUACACUAGACUUUUAUAUGACUCACACAACAGCAGGUUUGUUUACACCACCAUCACUACAAACACAUGAGUAAUGCAUUGGGUUACAACAUUAUGCUGGCUACCACGUCACCAGGCAAUAGGAAUUUUUCAAUCCCACUAUAAUCUUAUUGGACCACUGUCAUAUAUGCAGUCCUUCAUUGACUGAAACGUCGUUAUGUGGUGCAUAACUGUAUAAGGCAUUAAUCCUAAAUACAAAAUCUUUUUGGUUAAAAUAGUGUUUCUUGGCCAGGCACCGUGGCUCACGCCUGUAAUCCCAGCACUUUGGGAGGCCGAGGUGGGCGGAUCACGAGGUCAGGAGAUCAAGACCAUCCUGGCUAACACGGUGAAACCCCGCCUCUACUAAAAAUACAAAAAAUUAGCCAGGCAUGGUGGUGGGUGCCUGUAAUCCCAGCUACUUGGGAGGCUGAGGCAGGAGAAUGGUGUGAACCCAGGAGGCAGAGCUUGCAGUGAGCUGAGAUCGCGCCACUGCACUCCAGCCUGGGCAACAGAGCGAGGCUCCAUCUCAAAAAAAUAUAGUGUUUCUCUGUACUAUCAAUUUUAAUUAUGUAUAGUUGCCAGUCUAUUUGUAAUUACAAUUGGCAGUUAUUGAUUAAUAAGUGUGGAGGAAGGCAAAACUAAUCCUGUAAGUGGCUUCUUCUUCAGACCAAAAAAAUGCAUUCCAGAGCUAUAAUAAAUCAAGUUUCAAUUGUUCAGCGUUGAAGUCAUGAGAGGCCACUUCUCUCCGUAUUUGAGUGUCUAUAUAACCCCAAAUGUCCCCAGCAUGGUCCUCUUAUUAGGAAUGGGUAUACAUUGAGGGCACAGCUGUGGGUGUGUGCAAAGGAAACAGGGUGCAAGGAUUUUUUUCUUUAACUGGUUUACGUAUCGAAAUGCCACUGGAGAAAGCUGCAAUGAAUUUCGAUUAAAGAUCUGCUACUUCAUGAGGUACUGGAUUCUGAAGUUUCCUGCAGAGUUUAAUUUGGAUCUUGGUUUGAUUCGUAUGACUGAGGAAUUUCGGGAAGUAGCUAGUCAACUAGGAUAUGAAAAACACGUCAGCCUCAUCGACAUAUCCAGCAUUCCUUCCUAUGACUGGAUGAGAAGAGUCACACAGAGGAAAAAAGUAUCCAAGAAGGGAAAAGCCUGUCUGCUGUUUGACCAUCUGGAGCCCAUUGAAUUGGCUGAGCACCUCACUUUUCUGGAGCAUAAAUCUUUUAGAAGGAUCUCGUUCACUGAUUACCAAAGCUAUGUCAUCCAUGGCUGCCUAGAGAAUAAUCCAACCUUGGAAAGAUCGAUUGCUUUAUUUAAUGGAAUCUCUAAGUGGGUCCAGUUGAUGGUUCUUAGCAAACCAACCCCCCAGCAAAGGGCAGAAGUCAUCACAAAGUUUAUCAAUGUUGCAAAGAAGCUCCUUCAGCUCAAAAAUUUUAACACCCUGAUGGCAGUGGUGGGAGGCCUCAGUCAUAGUUCCAUUUCACGCCUCAAAGAGACCCAUUCUCAUCUUUCUUCAGAAGUUACAAAGAACUGGAAUGAAAUGACAGAGUUGGUCUCCUCCAACGGCAAUUACUGCAAUUACCGCAAGGCCUUUGCCGACUGCGAUGGCUUCAAAAUCCCCAUCCUUGGAGUACACUUGAAAGACUUGAUAGCAGUCCAUGUCAUUUUCCCAGACUGGACAGAGGAGAAUAAAGUGAACAUUGUGAAAAUGCACCAGCUCUCCGUUACCCUGAGUGAACUAGUCUCCCUGCAGAAUGCCUCUCACCACUUAGAACCCAACAUGGAUUUGAUCAACCUGCUCACGCUUUCCCUGGACCUCUAUCACACUGAAGAUGAUAUUUACAAACUGUCACUGGUGCUGGAGCCUAGAAAUCCUAAAUCGCAGCCUACCUCCCCUACGACACCCAACAAGCCUGUGGUGCCCCUGGAGUGGGCAUUAGGGGUGAUGCCAAAGCCAGACCCCACGGUCAUCAACAAGCACAUAAGGAAAUUAGUGGAGUCUGUAUUUAGAAACUAUGAUCACGACCAUGAUGGGUACAUUUCCCAAGAGGACUUUGAAAGUAUAGCUGCCAAUUUUCCCUUCUUGGAUUCCUUCUGUGUUCUGGACAAAGAUCAGGAUGGCCUAAUUAGUAAAGAUGAAAUGAUGGCUUACUUCCUGAGAGCUAAAUCCCAACUACACUGUAAAAUGGGACCAGGAUUUAUCCAUAAUUUUCAGGAGAUGACCUAUCUCAAGCCAACGUUCUGUGAACACUGUGCGGGAUUUCUCUGGGGCAUAAUCAAGCAAGGAUACAAAUGCAAAGACUGUGGAGCCAAUUGUCACAAACAGUGCAAAGACCUCCUGGUUCUGGCCUGCAGGAGAUUUGCCCGGGCGCCCUCCUUGAGCAGUGGCCAUGGGUCACUGCCUGGAAGCCCCUCGCUGCCCCCAGCGCAGGAUGAGGUGUUUGAGUUCCCUGGAGUCACUGCUGGACACAGAGAUUUAGACAGCAGAGCCAUAACACUGGUUACAGGCUCUUCUCGCAAGAUCUCUGUGAGGCUACAGAGGGCCACCACCAGCCAGGCCACCCAGACUGAACCUGUCUGGUCAGAGGCUGGCUGGGGGGACUCGGGGUCCCACACCUUCCCUAAAAUGAAAUCCAAGUUCCAUGACAAAGCAGCAAAGGACAAAGGCUUUGCCAAAUGGGAAAAUGAGAAGCCCAGGGUGCAUGCUGGUGUGGAUGUUGUAGACCGGGGCACGGAGUUUGAACCUGACCAGGAUGAAGGAGAAGAGACCAGACAGGAUGUUGAGGACGGCUGACUUCAGGCUGCGGAAACUGAAGGCAAUAAUGUUGGCUUUCGGAAGGGGCAAGACGAGAAACUCUGAAGAAAGCUCUGACUCUCAGGAAGUUAUCUGGAAAGAUACCUGGAUGUUUACCGCCUUGGGACACUGUGGGAUCUCCAUGUUUGGACUAUGGGACGGAGAAUUGACCCUAACUAUGAACUAUUUAUUUCCUCCUCUCCUACCCCUAGUUAAGUGCCACAAAGACUGUGUUAUGUAGUCAGUACUUUUCUCAUGUAUCUUUCUCUAGACCAUUUAUAUACGGGUGAAAUGAAAGCUUUUUUGCAUGUACUUGAUACUCAUUCUGUAAACUCAGACUUCACUUUUUUUGUGAGAAUAUCCUUUCAAUAUUUUUAUAAACUUUUGUGUGUGCUGUGGCAGGGAACAGUUAACAAGGAGUUUAUUUAGAGGGUUUUUUUCAUUUUUUGUUUUGUUUUUCUUGGUGUGCUUUUUGGAUGGGACCAGGACUUAACAUUUUCCUGAGGACAAGGAAGCUCAUCAGACACUGGAAUGCAGUGAUUCUUCUAAUGAUGGUCAGCUGCAAGGAGAAGCUGUUUACAUCGUUCCCACUAUACAGUUGCUAUGAUAUGUAACAAGUCACACAUGUAUAUAUCACACAAGUCUUACCAAUUCUGCGUCACUAGGAAGCUAUAGCAUGGUCGUGAAAGCUCUCCUAAUACUUACAAUAGCCAUGGAAGAAAAUUAUGCUUGUCCCUUCUGACUGGGUUAAGCCAUCUUUCUUAAGAUUCCUGAAGUAGAAAUAGCAAUUAAGAAAUUAAUUCAAGGUUUGAAGGUUAACAUUUAGCAGAAAAACAAACCAUUGAAUAAGCUACUAGGUGAAACGCAAAACAACCACCAAUUUUUUAAAACUCAAGAAUUUUGCGAAAAAAAAAAACCAACCAAACUUUCUGCUGUAAAAGAGAACCCUUGUUCUCUUCCUAAGAAACUGCCUUCCACAAUGAAAGAAUAUUCAUAGAAAGAAAAUAAUCAUAAAUCAUAUUUGAUUAACAUUUAAGCUUUUAAAAUAUCAAUCUUUUAAAUAGCUCCCAUUUACCUAAAAUAACUAGUUAUGGGUCUAUUUCUUCCAUGAUUAGAGGAGAGAGAACUUGAUUCAAGAUACUGAAAAACAGAGAUGGGACUGAACCUGUGAAUGACAGGAAUGAUCUGUUAUCAGGUGACUAGUCGGAAACUACACAGAGGUGCACUGGUCUGCAUUUGAGGGCUAAAAUGUAUAUAUUCCAUUUAAAUGGAAUUUGUUUGUAUUUGGGGCAGUUUUCAGUAAAGCCUUUCUGCUUUCUUUUCUCCAUUGAGGACAGUUCUGCGCAGCAAAAUUGUUGAGUACCUGUUCUGGGCAGGUCCCAUGCUAUAUGCACAAAGUUAAGAAAAACUUGGUCUUGGCCCUUGGGAGCUGACAGCCCAUGGGCAUUAAGGCAAAGUGGUUCUAGUGAUUUAAAAUAUGGUUCCAAAUAUGUUAAAACCAACUUGUGCCAACCAGAUUUACAGAUGGAAAUACUGCAGAUGAAGUGAAGUUAUCAGUUGAGGGAGCUGUGAUUAAGCUGGAUAAUAAGAGAAUGCGCCAUCUGUAAAGCACUCAGAAGGCAGCCAUCCCUAGAUGUUGGUUUCAUGUAUAUUACACUAUCUACUACUACCCAUAAAUGCAAUGAUAUGCAUGUUAACAACAUUAAAAACAGAAAACAUCAAUCUAAGUACAGAAAAGCUUUUUUGUGUGUUUAAAAAAAUUGAAGAAAAUUCAGGAAGAAACGUGUUAAUAAACAUUGUACUGUUCUUUUGCUUCUCAAAGGAAUUAUUCACUUGCCACUUUGGUUAUUUUUGAGUUUUCAUACAUAGGAAGUUUUAUAUUGUCAGCCUUCCUGUGACAAAGAUAUUAAAUGUAACUUGAGUAAAAAAUAAAAAAGAACAAGUAACUAUGUAUAUACAUAUAUAAAUCACAUAUGGGCCUGUAUAUUGUGUGUGUAUAUACACAGUAAGUCCUCAUUUGUCCGUAGAUUCUUGGAAACUGCUACUUUAACAACUUGAAGUUGGUCUUGAAACAACUAUAACAAGACCAACUUUUUUUCUCAUCAACGUUGUAAUGAAAGGAAAUUGAAUGAAAUUACCUUGUGGAGGACCAGUUUGAAUACUUCAUUUGACUUAAAGUUGCUGUUUCCAAGAACCUACAGACCAUGUUAAGUGAGGACUUACUGUAUACACACACACACACACACACACACACACACACACACACACACACCUCUAUUAUUACUUUGCUGAAGACUAAUUUAAGUCUGUAACAAAACUGCCUUAUAAUUUUGAUUAUAUCAUUUACUGACAACCAAUGACUCUGAUGUUUCCAAUCUAUCAAUUUCCCAUCAUCAGUAAAAUAAACAAAAUAGGCAAAUCCAUGAUGGGGCAAAAAGAACAAUCACAAUUGACUUCUCCUGACCUUCAUUUUGUAGGUUUGAUGAUCACUGUCGCCCUGAAAAUUGAAAGGAAAAACAAAAGUAAACUCUUCUUAACAAUGAAAAUGAGGUAUGAAGGCAGGAUUUAUUAAAUGCUUCAAUUGCAUCUUCAUUGGAGCAUCUACAAAUUGACUGAUGCUUUCUCAGAUCUGCCUAAACCAUAGAAGCCAUGAUUGGUUAUUUGAACCCUUGUGUUGAGUGGAUAUCCCUUGAAGCAAUAAUGUGCCCAGAUUUUCAUGGUAAGUUUCUACAAUGGACAGAGGAGUUUGCAAUUUAAAAAUGAAGGCGGGACUUCUACAGAAGAGAACAUCAAACUGUUAUUGAUGGUAGGAAGCUUAAUUAUUCCUAAGAUAAAUAUGUUAAUUUUGCCAAAAUGUAUAAAGCUCUAGAAUGACUGAGGAGAUCAAUUCAGUGAAACUGUACCACAAAAGUGUACUUUUAGCACGCAAUUCCCAACCAGACUGAAACCUCAUCUUGGCUGCUUAUAGUCAUGGAAUCCUGGGCAAGUCAGGUACAUCUAUUUGAGCCUCAAUUUCUUCAUUUGAAAAAAAGAGAUUUCACCACCCUCUUCAACUAUCUCAUAGAGUUUUGGUAAAGAUCAAGUCAGAUAAUAUAUGUAAAAGUAUUUGUAAAGACCUUCUGUUAUUAUUAUUUUGCAAUUAAGCAGGAUUCUUCUUUAAAAUUGUCUCAAGAGCCCAGAUUUUCUCUAUAUUAUAUGGCUAUAUAUUUGGAGGCUCUAAACCCAAUAUUUAACUAAAUUUUCUGUUAAAAAAAGAUUUAUGGUGGCUCAUGCCUGUAAUCCCAGCACUUUGGGAGGCCCAAAGUGGGUAGAUCACAAGGUCAGGAGAUCGAGACCAUCCUGGCUAACACGGUGAAACCCCAUCUGUAAUAAAAUACAAAAAAAAUUAGCCGGGCAUGGUAGUGCACACCUAUAGUCCCAGCCAUUUGGGAGGCUGAGGCAGGAGAAUGGCGUGAACCCAGGAGGCAGAGCUUGCAGUGAGCUGAGAUGGCGCCACUGCACUACAGCCUGGGCGAAACAGCAAGACUCUGUAAAAAAAAAAAAAAAAAAGAUUAAACAGAAGUAUUAAUUAAAAUAGUCAAAAGAGAUUUUCUUAUUUCUGGCACUAUGUGUGUGUAGGAUUAGUUCUGGUUUGAUUGUAACACUGACUAGUCUUGUCCUGUUUGAAAACAGGCCUGCAAGAUUAAGAAACCAAAUGGGUAAAAUGUAAAUGAGGUUAGAGAAAAAUCCAUAUAUUGGGUAUACAUAAAUGGGAUAAAACAUAAAUAUAUUCAAAAGGUUGGCUCCUAAAAGAAUUUAUUAGUUUACACAGGGAGACAGGAGGAAAACAAACAUUACUUUUUAAAAUAAAAAGCAUUUACUCGAUAACUGGAAUGUAUUUUACAACUAUUGAAGGUGGGUAAGUAUAGGAAACUUCUUGGCAUUUAAGGCUUAAUCAGGAAAUGGCUUCCUCCUGGCUGCAUCCAAAACCUGCAGGCCUAAGUCUAGAGAGCACUCAGACCUCAAACAAAAAUGAUUACUUUAUCUUGUCUUUUAAAAAUGUUGCUAGCAUAUCACGUUGCAAUUCAUACCCAUUCAGAAUCUAAGUGACAUGCAGUUUAUCCACAGGAGCAUGAAGAAAGAAUUACUUGGAGUAUUCUACAAGGCAACUGGCCUGAACACUUCAAAAAUAAAAUAUCACGAACAGAAAAAGGAGGGAAAGGGCAAUUUUGGAUCAAAAAAGAUCGAAUGAAACACAACAGUGAAAUGCAAUGUUACAAACCUUGAUUGGAUUCUGGGUCAAAUUUUGAAGAAAGCAGUGGCUCACGCCUAUAGUACCAGUGCUUUGAGAGGCUGAGGCAGGAAGACUACUUAAACACAGGAGUUCGAGGCUGCAGCGAGCUAUGAUUGUGCCACUGCACUCCAGCCUGGGCAACAGAGCGAGACACUGUCUAGAUUAAAAAAAAAAAAAAAAAAAAAGUAAAGCAGGCAUUUGGGGGACAACUGGAAAGAUUUAAAUAUGGAGUAUAGGCCAGGUGUGGUGGCUCAUGCUUGUAAUCCCAGCACUUUGGGAGGCCGAGGUAGGCAGAUCACUUGAAGUCAGGAGUUCGAGACCAGCCUGGCCAACAUGAUGAAACCCCUAAAAAAAAUGCUAAAAAUACAAAAAGUAGCUGAGCGUGGUGAUGCAUGACUGUAAUCCCAGCUACUUGGGAGGCUGAGGGAGGAGAAUCACUUGAACCAGGGAGGUGGAGGUUGCAGGGAGCCAAAGAUGGCACCACUGUACUUCAGCCUGGGUGACGGAGUGAGACUCUGUCUCAAAAUAAAUAAAUAAAUAAAUAAAUAAAUAAAUAAAUAAAUAAGGAGUAUAUAUUAGUUGAUGUAUUGAAUGAAUGUUAAUUCACUUCUUCAGUGUGGUAACAAUUUUAUGGUUAUGUAGGAGAAUCUCUCUUUUUAGGAGAAGUAGCUAGGGAUAAAAUAUCAAUAUCUGCAACUUUCAAAGGGUCAAAAUUUUAAAAAAGUUUCUAUUUGUGCAGAAAGAUAAAAAGAAAUGUGGGAAAAUACCAAAAUGUUGACUCUAGGUAAAGGGUAUGUGGAUGUUCAUUGUACUAUUUUUUAAACUUUUAUAAAGGUUUGUGAUUUUUUAAAAAGUUGGGGGAAAAUAAAUC
This is a messenger RNA of Pongo pygmaeus (Bornean orangutan), 11176 nucleotides long. RefSeq names its product RAS guanyl releasing protein 3 (gene RASGRP3). Gene Ontology annotation, molecular function: guanyl-nucleotide exchange factor activity; calcium ion binding. Gene Ontology annotation, biological process: Ras protein signal transduction. Bases 4191 to 6032 code for a protein of 613 amino acids. Lineage: Eukaryota; Metazoa; Chordata; Mammalia; Primates; Hominidae. The transcript is spliced from 18 exons. The record is from RefSeq and is a predicted model, not a curated record. Gene Ontology annotation, cellular component: plasma membrane.